Molecule: messenger RNA, 1734 nt
Organism: Cryptosporidium ubiquitum
Lineage: Eukaryota; Apicomplexa; Conoidasida; Eucoccidiorida; Cryptosporidiidae
Exons: 1
Coding region: 1-1734 (577 amino acids)
Source: RefSeq, a predicted model, not a curated record
AUGACUACAGUUAGUGAGGCAGUAAGAAAUAGCUGGAUGCAUAUCUUCUCUUUUGACAGUGCUAUUCCAAGGAGUAACCAAAGAGAAACAAUAGGGGAGGUUUUAAAAGAGAUUAAUCGCAUAAAAGAUGAAAUGCAAACAUUGCAUCUAAGAUUUUCUGACAUUGAACAAGGGAAAUUGGAUAUAUUAUCAAUCGAAAAUGUGGAAUCGCAAUUUGAGAAGCUUAAACAACAACUUCAGUUACACACUCUUUUAAUUAGUGAGCUGAGAAAAUAUCACACUGAAAUUGAAGAUUUGAAGAAUAAGGAAGAAUACAGAGUUCAGGAGGAGAGAGAGUUGAAAAACGAGAUUAGAAAGUUAAAAAAUGAUUUUCAUUUAUUAUCUGAAACUGUAAAUAGCAGAAAUUCUAUUCAGAACUCUAAUAUUCCUAGUAUUAUCUCAAAAUUGGAAAGCUUACAGAUAGAAUUUGAUUCUUUAAAUAACAGAAUGAUUAAAAGUGAGAAAACCAAAACCGAAGUUGAAGCAUUGAAAAGAGAUGUUGAAAAUUUAUCUAUAAUGAAAAAGUCAUAUGAUGACCAGAGCUUUACAAUUAAACAAAUGAAGGAGGACAUUCAUUCAAUACAAUCGGUAAUACAUGAAGACAUUCCUCAACUGAAAAAUGAAAUUCAAAGAAAGAUGAACAAAACUAUACAAGCCACAAAUGAGCUUAAAGAAAACUUUGGGGAGCUUAAGGAUCAAUUCAAGCAGAUUACUGAAGAAAGAAGACAUGAUCACAAUGUAAUUACUCAAAUAGCAACCCAAGCGGAACAAUUAAGAAUACAGAUACAGACAAUCAAAAUGAGUCAGAAAGAUAGUUCAUCUAGUAAAAUGAGGCAAGAGGAGUUGGUGAAUCAGUGCGUCAAAAAUAUCGCAAAAUUGGCAGAAAGUGUUAAUAACCUUCAAGAAAAGAUCUCCAAUCAUCUUAUUGGAUUAUCUAUGACAAAGUCCGCCAACAGUUAUUCUGUUGUUGGGUCAAAAAGUAAUUCCCAUAUCAAAACUCCAAUCGUAAUUAAUAAAACUACCCCAAAAGGUAAUUACUAUGAGGUAGCAACUAAUGGAAGUGAAAAUUAUAAAAGAAUAGCAUGUAAGUCAAAGAACUCUCCAAGAAGUCACAAAUAUUCAAACAAUCAUUUCUCUCUUCCUGAUACUCCUUCAACACAAGCUCCUCCUAUUUUAUCAUCCAAUUCUGCAGGAAGACUUAGCUCAUUCUUUGGAAACAGAGAGCUGAGCGGGAUUGCAAGCUCAAGUAGUCUAGCUUCAAGCAACUACAUUGAAAGUAGUAAUAUUGAUAGUAUUAAUAAUAGCAGGCCAACUACAAAUAACACUUGCGAUCAGGAAGAAGAUAUUAUCGCAUCUUCAACUAUUGAAGAGGAAAGAAUUAUUAAUAAAAGGAGGGUACCAACGGACGAAUUUAUGCAAGAUUGUGGCUUAAAGCAUUCAUCAGCAAGUUUCUUGGAAAUCAAAAGCAGCGUGAAUUCUUCUGAAGAAACUAAUUGUACAUCUUCUGGGGAAAAUUUCUUAAUUGGAAACAAUCUCCUCCACCCAAGAAGUGAUUUAGUUAUGAUGUCUACAUUGACUGAGUCAAAUUCAAAAUUAUCAUCAAGUACCAACUCUCCAAAAAAGUCAGGGGAAAGAUCCAAAAUUACUAGUUGCAAUGGAAAUCAUAACACAUCUGAUUUUCUGAGUCACUUUUAA